AUGUGCUUCCAUCGAGCUGACACCAAAUUGCGCGAUGCACUUCGUCUUGCUGAGCACAGGUGGGAUCUCAUUGCAGGUGCCCUAGCGGAUCAAGGUAUAGAGUGGCAUUUUAUUCCACUCGGGGCACCUCACUUUAGAGGUCUCUGGGUGGCCGUGGUCAAGUCCAUCAAAGGUUAUCUCCGACGAGUUAUGGGCUCACGGCACCUGACGUACGAGGAGUUCUCAACCGUCUUAGUUGGGAUCGAAGUUGUCCUCAACAACCAACCCCUCACUCCACUGUCGGGCGACACGGACGACCUGGGCAUGCUGACCCCCGGUCACUUCCUCAUCGGAGCACCCCUUAAUUCAAUUAUUGAGGCUGCAACACCCAAUCAGGAUCUCGACCAUCUGGCUCACUGGGAGCUUGUCCGAGGCAUCAGAGCGCAAUUCUGUGCCCGAUGGAGUCGGGAGUAUCUUAAUACUCUUUAA
Messenger RNA from Copidosoma floridanum, 468 nucleotides. RefSeq lists its product as uncharacterized. NCBI's taxonomy places the organism in Eukaryota, Metazoa, Arthropoda, Insecta, Hymenoptera, Encyrtidae. The record is from RefSeq and is a predicted model, not a curated record.